Molecule: messenger RNA, 2613 nt
Organism: Fulmarus glacialis (Northern fulmar)
Lineage: Eukaryota; Metazoa; Chordata; Aves; Procellariiformes; Procellariidae
Gene: MET
Product: MET proto-oncogene, receptor tyrosine kinase
Exons: 10
Coding region: 1-2613 (870 amino acids)
Biological process (GO): regulation of cell shape; semaphorin-plexin signaling pathway involved in axon guidance; negative regulation of cell adhesion
Cellular component (GO): semaphorin receptor complex
Molecular function (GO): semaphorin receptor activity; protein binding
Source: RefSeq, a predicted model, not a curated record
AUGAAGCCUUUUACUGCAUAUCCUUCUGGGUUUAUCGUAUUCCUGUUUGCCUUGCUGCAGCGGAGCCAUGGACAAUGCAAAGAAGCAGCUAAAAAAUCAGAGAUGAAUUUGAGUGUAAAAUAUGAUCUUCCUAACUUCAUCACAGAAACGCCAAUUCAGAAUGUGGUUUUAUACAAGCAUCAUGUUUAUAUUGGAGCAGUCAACAAGAUUUAUGUACUAAAUGAAACUCUCCAGAACAUUUCUGUGUACAAGACUGGGCCCGUUUUGGAGAACCCUGACUGCGCGCCAUGCGAAGACUGCAAAGAUAAAGCCAAUUUAUCUAACAGCGUAUGGAAGGAUAAUGUCAACAUGGCACUGCUCUUAGAAACUUAUUAUGAUGAUCAGCUCAUCAGCUGUGGUAGUGUGUCCGGAGGUGUCUGCCACCGUCACAUCAUUCACCCUGACAACCCUGCUGAUAUCGAAAGCGAGGUGCACUGCAUGUAUUCACCCCGGGCGGAAGGAGAAGCAGAUAAUUGUCCUGACUGUGUUGUAAGCACUUUAGGAACCAAAGUUUUGGUGACCGAAAAGGACAGGUUUGUCAACUUCUUUGUUGGAAAUACUGUGACAUCUACGUUUCAGCCUCCUCAUGUGCUGCAUUCAAUAUCGGUCAGAAGGUUAAAAGAAACACAGGAUGGUUUUGAGUUUCUCACAGAUCAGUCUUAUAUAGAUAUCCUCCCUCAGUUCCGCGACUCAUAUCCCAUUAGGUAUGUCCAUGCCUUUGAAAAUGAUCACUUUGUCUAUUUUUUGACUGUCCAGAGAGAAUCUCUCGACUCCCAGGCUUUUCAGACUAGAAUUAUCCGCUUCUGCACUUUAGAUUCAGAGAUGCGUUCUUACAUGGAAAUGCCUCUUGAGUGUAUUUUUACCGAAAAGCGGAGGAAGAGGUCCAUCCGAAAGGAGGUAUUCAACAUUUUGCAAGCUGCCUACGUAAGCAAGCCAGGUGCAGCUCUAGCCCACGAAAUGGGCCUUGGGUUGAACGAUGAUAUUCUCUAUGGCGUUUUUGCACAAAGCAAACCAGACUCUUCCGAACCAACCAACAGAUCUGCUGUCUGCGCCGUCUCCGUGCGAACAAUCAACGAGUUCUUCAACAAGAUUGUCGACAAGCAGAACAUGAAAUGUCUCCAGCACUUUUACGGGAAAGAGAGCAAAUACUGCUUAAACAGGGCUUUUUCAAGAAAUGCUUCAUACUGCAGAGCACAAGAUGAUGAAUAUCGCUUAGAAGUUACGACUCCUUUGCAGAGGGUUGACUUGUUCAUGGGCCAGUUCAACACUGUCCUGUUAACUUCGAUAUCUGUCUUCACCAAAGGGAACCUUACCGUUGCUAAUCUGGGAACUUCGGAGGGCCGCUUCAUGCAGAUAGUGGUUUCCCGUUCAGAACGCACAGCUCCACAUGUCAGCUUUCAGCUAGACUCCCACCCCGUCUCUCCCCAAGUUGUUGUCGAGAAUUCAUUAGCAGAUGAUGGCUAUACCCUGGUAGUGACUGGGAAAAAGAUAACGAAGAUCCCGCUGAAGGGGCCGGGCUGCCAUCACUUCAGGUCCUGCAGCCAGUGCCUGCUGGCACCUCCCUUCAUGCAGUGUGGCUGGUGCCGCCAGCAGUGCCUCAGGUCCCCCGAGUGCCCUGGCGGCACCUGGACCCGGGAGACCUGCUUGCCUAGGGUGUACGAGAUUUUCCCGAGCAGCGCUCCCUUAGAAGGCGGGACAAAACUGACACUGUGUGGAUGGGACUUUGGAUUCAGCAAAAAUAAUAGAUUUGAAUUAAAAAAUACAGUAGUCCAUAUCGGAGGACAAAUUUGUGCUCUGGAAGCAAAAUCUAGCAACAAAAACAAGCUGGAAUGCACAGUUCCUGCUGCAAAAAAUCCAAGUUUUAAUAUAUCCAGUAGUGUUUCUGUUGGACAUGACAAAACACUAUUCAAUACAUUUUCGUACGUGAAUCCUGUAAUAACAAGUAUCUCUCCCACCUAUGGCCCCAAAUCUGGAGGAACAUUACUAACUGUGGCUGGAAAAUACCUAAACAGUGGAAAAUCCAGAAGGAUUUUUGUUGGUGAGAAACCAUGCACCUUGAAAAGCAUAUCAAUGAGCACUGUGGAGUGCUACACCCCGGCACAACGAAUUCCCCAGGAAUAUCGUGUGAAGGUGGGAAUCGACGAAGCUAUUCGAGACGCGAGCGGUCAUUUCACAUACAGAGAAGACCCCGUUGUUUUAAAAAUUCAUCCGGCCAAAUCUUUUCUUAGUGGUGGAAGUACAAUCACAGCUCAGGGAAUCAACUUGAACUCAGUGUGCUUUCCUCAGAUGGUGAUUACUGUACCUAAACUGGGAAUGAACUUCUCUGUGGCAUGUAGCCACCGCUCUAGCUCAGAGAUAAUCUGCUGUACAACUCCUUCACUGAAAGCCUUCAAUCUUCAACCACCCUUUGUAACCAAAGUGUUCUUUAUUUUUGAUGGUGUCAGCUCUUUGUACUUUGAUUUUGAUUAUGUAAAUAAUCCUGUAUUUAAGCAUUUUGAAAAGCCAGUGUUCAUCUCAAGAGGCAACCAAAAUGUUCUGGAAAUUAAGGUAAGAAAUGUUGAUAUAAGUUUUUGA